This is a messenger RNA of Columba livia (rock pigeon), 4072 nucleotides long. It is a transcript of the gene KAZN, whose product is annotated as kazrin, periplakin interacting protein. NCBI's taxonomy places the organism in Eukaryota, Metazoa, Chordata, Aves, Columbiformes, Columbidae. Bases 762 to 2228 code for a protein of 488 amino acids. The record is from RefSeq and is a predicted model, not a curated record. The transcript is spliced from 10 exons.
UCCAGUCUCCUCCCCCUCGCCUGUUUUGCUGGGGGAAGGGGAGAGAGGGCUGGCAGGCAGGAAUAAACGGCGGGGGGGCUGAUGCCGAGACCCGGCAGAGCCCCCGGGAGCGGAGGCUGCAGCAGCGCGGGCGGGAAACCGCGCAGCCCCCACAGCCGCGGGGACCAUUUUGGGCACAGCACGGCAGGUUUUGGAGCUGCUCAGCCCUCGGCUUCACCCUCUGGAAACCUCCUCUUACCUCCUUGGGCUGCAAACCCCGGCGAGAGGCAGAGAUCUGCCCGGUGCUCCGGGCGGCCCCGGCUGAGGGACGGACGGACAGACAGACAGACAGACAGACAGACGUGCGGCCCCGGUACCUCACACAGGAGAAACUCCCCCGUUUCCUCGAAUGAGGAUGUGCCCACGCUCACGGACAAGGUAGCUGCUGCGUUUAGACAUCUCAGUGCCCUACGGAGAAGAAAAAAGACGCUUAUCUUUGCUGUAACUAUGGCAGAGACCCCGGGGGGGUCAGACAUCCCUGCCAAGUGCUAACGAGGGCCUGAGGCCUCCAGGACACCACAAAACUCCUGCAAGAGACAGAUCACGCCCAACCGAGACCAUGUAUGCUGUAACUCACCCUUGAAAAGAGGGAAAGGAGCAUUUUUGGAGCUGGGGAACAGCUCAGUGGGGUCUCCAGCCCUCUGAGGGCCUGUGGGGCACUGGAGGCGUCUCCCUGCAGCCAGUUCCCCCCACAUGACCCACAGCACGGACCCACCAGCGCGAUGGACGCGUCCCCGGUGACCUCCAGCUCCGCGCCAGGCCCCGUCACCUUCUCGCAAGUUUUCGGGCAGCAGUGCCAGCUGAUGGAAGCAGCCGUGGAGUCGCUGCACUCCUUGAAUGACCAGAUCUCCCAUUUUAUCGUCAACAAGUCGAAAACGCUGGAUGAAGACGAAGACGCCUUUUUGCCCAGCGAGAAGGAAUCUCUGAAAGAUGCCAUGAUGCUGAUGAGGCACCUCCUAAUGGAUGCACAGGCCAAAAUCCUGCACAUGAUGGACGACAACAAGCAGCUGGCGCUGCGCAUCGACGGGGCGCUGCAGGCGGCGGGGCAGGAGGUGACGGCGCUGCGGGCCGAGCUGGCGGCCACCGGCCGGCGCUUGGCCGAGCUGGGCAGCGAGCCGGCCAUGGAGCACGGCCCGCACAGCGCGCAAGCGCUGCUGCGGGAGGAGGUGGCCCAGCUGCAGGAGGAGGUUCACCUGCUCCGGCAAAUGAAGGAAAUGCUGACAAAGGACCUGGAGGAGACGCACGGCAGCAAAUCUCCGGAGGUGCUCUCGGCCACCGAGCUCAAGGUGCAGCUGGCGCAGAAGGAGCACGAGCUGGCGCGGGCCAAGGAGGCUCUGCACGCCAUGAAAGCCGACCGCAAGCGCUUGAAGGGGGAGAAGACAGACCUGGUGAGCCAGAUGCAGCAGCUGUACGCCACGCUGGAGAGCCGCGAGGAGCAGCUCCGCGACUUCAUCAGGAACUACGAGCAGCACAGGAAAGAGAGCGAGGACGCGGUGAAAGCCCUGGCGAAGGAGAAGGACCUUCUGGAGCGGGAGAAGUGGGAGCUGCGGCGACAAGCCAAGGAGGCAACGGACCACGCCAGUGCCCUCCGCUCCCAGCUGGACCUGAAAGACAACCGUAUGAAGGAGCUGGAGGCCGAGCUGGCCAUGGCCAAGCAGUCCCUGGCCACGCUGACCAAGGACGUCCCCAAGCGUCACUCCUUGGCCAUGCCGGGCGAGACGGUGCUGAACGGCAACCAGGAGUGGGUGAUGCAGGCCGACCUCCCGCUAACGGCCGCCAUCCGGCAGAGCCAGCAGACCCUCUACCACUCCCACCCCCAGCACUCGGCGGACCGGCAAGCCGUCAGAGUGAGCCCCUGCCAUUCCCGGCAGCCGUCCAUCAUCUCCGACGCCUCGGCGGCCGAGGGCGACCGGUCGUCCACGCCGAGUGACAUCAACUCGCCCCGGCAUCGAACACACUCGCUGUGCAAUGGGGACAGUCCUGGACCGGUACAGAAGAACUUGCACAACCCAAUUGUACAGUCUCUAGAGGACCUGGAAGACCAAAAACGGAAAAAGAAGAAAGAGAAGAUGGGCUUCGGCUCCAUCUCCAGGGUGUUCGCCCGGGGCAAGCAGCGCAAAUCCCUGGACCCCGGUCUCUUCGACGGUACAGCCCCCGACUACUACAUCGAGGAGGACGCGGACUGGUGACCCCCCCGCACCGGGCGAGCGCCGGGACGCUCAUCCCAGCGCCGCCAUCGCCGAUGUACAUAAUCCCACCCCUCCCUGCCUGUGGACGUGUUACCUGUCGUCUUGGGAGCGAUGCAGCCGUGUCGUAACUUCAGUUUUUCCCCCUUUUUUUGUGUGUGCCUUUUUUUUUUUACCCACCCCCCCAUGCCGCUAACCCUUUGUCGUCACUUCAGUUUGUCCGUUUGGGUUGGGGUUUUUUGUUGGUUUUCUUGUUUUAAAUUCCUCCUUCUUUUGAUGAAACUUGAAACUUGAAGGACUGCUGUGUCUCUGUAAAUACCAGAAAUAUUGUGCACUUUGUGCUUGUGACGUCUCUUGUCCGAAAGCCGCUGUUUUCCGGAGCCCAGCCCGCGGGAUGUCCCCGCUUGGGGACAAAGGACCUGCCCAGCUGAGGGACCUUAGAGAGAAAACACACACACACACACAGAGAAAAGAACACUUAUCUCAUUUGCUGUGACGUCUUCCUGGCCGAACCCCGCGGAGGCGACACGGGCUGCUCGUAACGCCCGCCGGUCUGGAAAUUAAGUGUUUUAACCUUUCCUUUUGUUUUUCUUUCUUUAAGUUGUUUUAAUUUAUUUGCACAAACCCAGAGGAGCUAUUCUAACUAAAUUAUUGCAGAAGUUUUUUGGGAUUUUUAUAUUUUUCCACGUCGGUUGGGAUGGGGCGGGGAGGAGGAAAGGGUGUGUUUGUACUGUACUGUCCUGGGAAGCUGCUGCCGGGGGGGGCUGGAGCCUUGGACCCCCCACCCCAGGCUCCCUCGGCCCCAGGAGCACUUAACGCCUUGGAAAACACAGAUUUAAAUACAUGCCGGGAAAUUAAGCGGGGGGGGAGAAAGCUGGUGGUGGCUUUACCUCUGCUUUUUCCCUGCAUUUUUGGAGGGGCUUACCCUUUGCUUAGAGUGAAAAUUGGGGGAUCCGGCAUGAGCCGGGAGGCGGGGAAGGGCGAUAUCCCGAGAUAUCUCCAAACGCCACGUUUGGGGUGUUAUUGCCGCCGGGGAAAUCGGUACGAGACCCCCACGGGGAGGUUUUUCUGGCUCCGGGGUGAUUUUUAAGCACAAAAUGGCAAUUUGUGCUUCCAAAUCCCCUGGAAAACGCCCCAAAACCAGCCCUGGCGCGGCGGCUGCUUCCCCUCCCCACUAACACGCACCGCGCUCUGCUUAUGCCAAGAUAAGUACCUUAUGCUUUAAUGCUUACGAUAUAAUUUUAAGCUCUUAAAAAAAAAAUGUAUUAAGAUUUAUUUAAUGAUGCUAUAAUAGUGUAUUAUUUUUCUUCAUUCCGAUACGCGUGCCCCAGUUGAACAAAGAAAGGGGUAUUUUGUCUUAAAUCGCCGAACUGAACCGCCGAUGCCCUUGCGCCGUGUAUUGCUGCGAACGGGAUGAUGCGGAGAGGCCGCGGGGUGGGCAGGACGGGGUUCACCCCGCCGCAUCUUUCUCUGCAGAGAGGCAUUUUUAUAUAUGUUUUGUUGUUUGGGGGGGUUGUUUUUUGUUCAUUCAUUUGGUUUGGUUUGUUUCCUCCUUGCAUUUUUAUAAUUUAAACUAUAAACCACCGGAACAGAUGCGCAAUCUCCUUGUUAUCGAGUAGUUUCCUUUGCAUUUCAGCUUUUUUUUUUUUUUUUUUUUGUAAAUUAGGAAAUAAUUCUAAAAAUUACUAAGAGGAUGAUUUAUUUAAGAGAGAACUUGGAUAAAUAGCAUAUGAAUUAUGGGUAACAUUAGAUUUAACUUUUCCCCAAUGUGAGUGGGGGAGAAUCCUUGAAGGCAUGGAUGCAAAUAUAAAAUUAUAAAAGAUCUAAAUAAAGCUUAUUUUAAAGUA